This is a messenger RNA of Aspergillus clavatus NRRL 1, 843 nucleotides long. Its product is annotated as class I SAM-dependent DNA methyltransferase. The record is from RefSeq and is a predicted model, not a curated record. Lineage: Eukaryota; Fungi; Ascomycota; Eurotiomycetes; Eurotiales; Aspergillaceae. The coding region runs from base 1 to 843 and encodes 280 amino acids. The transcript is spliced from 2 exons.
AUGACCGAAACAAUCCAAGACACGCUCCAGGGAAAGUCAUCCAACACCGCACCCCAAAAACCAGUCCAGUACAUGGACACAGUCGAAGCCUACAACAAAUGGGCAGAGGUCUACGACACAGAUGGUAAUUUCCUACAAGCCCUCGACACCAUCCAACUACGCUCCCUCCUGCCCCUUUUCCUCGACAAAGUGACCCACUCCCACUCCCGCUCCCAGGCCCAGCCCCAACCAACCCGCCUCAUCGACCUAGGCUGCGGCACAGGCCGAAACACCCUCCAACUCCUCCAACUCGCGCCCCUGGAUGCCGAGAUCAUCGGGCUGGAUGCCUCGCCAGGCAUGCUGGAGGUAGCGCGCGCGGCAAUCGCCCGCAACGCCGCAGACAGAAAGAGACAGGGGGGCAUUGACGUGGUGCUGGAGCUAUUCGAUCUGCUGGCGUCGCCGCCUGCGCCGUCGGAGGCGUAUUGCGGUGCGUCUGCGGUGAUCUCGACACUGGUGGCGGAGCAUAUCCCGCUGCAGGCAUUUUUUGGUGCUGCGGCGGCGGUGCUGCGGCCCGGUGGGUACCUGCUUGUCACGAAUAUGCACUCGGAGAUGGGGGCGAUUAGCCAGGCAGGAUUUGUGGAUGUGACAACGGGGACGAAGAUCCGUCCGACGAGUUACUGUCAUACGGUGCGGGAUGUGCUGGUCGGGGCUGAGAGCGCUGGAUUCGAGGUUGAAAGAUUGGAUGGGGAAGAUGUUCGAGAGGUGAGGGUUGAUGAGGGGAUGGUUGAGGUGCUGGGGAGGAGAGCGGAGAAGUGGGUUGGUGUCAAGGUCUGGUUUGGUAUCUGCUUCAGGAAGAGGUUGUGA